GUUGCGGCUCAAGACUCCCGUGCCCUGCCCCGGGGAGAUGGGCUGCUGGCGUUUGCCUGAAGCUGUUCGCGAGAAAGUGGGGGCACAGCUUGACGCCGACGAGGUGAUGGUUUUCCGCAAGGCGGAGGCAGAGCGACUGCCCCGGCCUUUUCCACCGACCUGGGCGCCCACACUGCGGCGCGAGGAGGUGCGCUGGAACCGAGACAUGCUUCCAGAGCGCGGGGCGGCGGCGGCGGCCCGGAAGGGCGCGCCGGAGAGCGGGAACGCCACGGCCCCUGCAGGAGCCCCGGCAGUCACGCUGUCGCGCUUCUUUCGGCCGAAGGCAAAGCCGGGGGAGGCCCCGCCAGAAGCGCCGGACGUCGCCAAGGCCGCCGAGGCUGCCGCCCCGGCCAGGAGCGCUCGCGCUCUGGACGCGCCGUCCUUCGACCCAGGUGCCAUGGAUGUGAUUGACGUCAUGGACAUAAUCGACUUGGACGACGACCCAGAGAUUGAGCUGAUAUCCUCGGAGACAAAAGUGCGAGAUUUCGAUGAGAA
Molecule: messenger RNA, 534 nt
Organism: Symbiodinium necroappetens
Lineage: Eukaryota; Dinophyceae; Suessiales; Symbiodiniaceae
Source: the annotation of a GenBank genome assembly